AUGGUUUCGGGAGAGGUUACUGGUCGGACUGUGUACCGGACCUGUAAGAUUAUAGUGCUGGGAGAUUCGGGUGUGGGGAAGAGCAGCCUGACUCAGCGCUACUGGAGCGGUCACUUCCCCGCUCACACUCACUCCACCAUCGGCCUGGACUUCAGAGAAACACCGCUGCACCUGCACGGAGCCACGGUGAAGGUGCAGUUGUGGGACACGGCGGGACAGGAGCGUUUCCGGAGGAGCAUGGUGCAGCACUACUACCGCGACGUCCACGCCGUGAUCCUCGUCUUCGACGUCACCAACGAGGCUUCGUUCCGCAGUCUGCCCGUCUGGAUGGAGGAAUGUAAGCGGCACUCGCUCGGACCCGACGUUCCCCGCGCGCUGGUGGGUAACAAGGUGGACUUGGUGAACUUGAAGGAAGCCCCGGGGAUCGUGGAGCAGGCGCGACACUUGGCCGAGGUCCACUCCAUGUCCUUCUACCUUUGCUCGGUUAAAGCCGGCGGGAGGGAGGAGAUGGACGUCAUCUUCACCACGCUGGCGAGGCAGAUACAGAAGCAGCCGAGGAGAGAAGCGGUGCCCGUCGGGAGUUUUAAACUCACCCCCAAAACCACAGCGGAGAAGGAGCUGAAGAAGAAACGGACCUGCAGCUGCUGA
Messenger RNA from Trichomycterus rosablanca, 648 nucleotides. It is a transcript of the gene rab33bb, whose product is annotated as ras-related protein Rab-33B. The transcript is spliced from 2 exons. Bases 1 to 648 code for a protein of 215 amino acids. Gene Ontology annotation, molecular function: GTPase activity; GTP binding. Gene Ontology annotation, biological process: regulation of exocytosis. NCBI's taxonomy places the organism in Eukaryota, Metazoa, Chordata, Actinopteri, Siluriformes, Trichomycteridae. The record is from RefSeq and is a predicted model, not a curated record.